CAGGGGAAGCAAUUGAGCACACUUAAACGAACCAUAAAUUGCAUCGACAAAGCUAAAGCAGCGCUAGCUAGCUACGUAAUUCAGUCGUAUGCUUUUGACGAGGGGAUAAAAGACAUUUGCAAGUAGUCUACUUUCUGGAUUUUAUAAGAAGCUGAAACUGGCACCCCCGCUACCCGUCACCAUGCCUGCUCUUCUGGAGAGACCGAAGCUGUCCAACGCCAUGGCCAGAGCUCUCCACAAGCACAUCAUGAGAGAGAGGGAGCGAAAAAGACAAGAGGAGGAAGAAGUGGACAAAAUGAUGGAGCAGAAAAUGAAGGAGGAAGAAGAGAGGAAAAGAACCAAAGAGAUGGAGGAAAGAAUGUCCCUGGAGGAAACUAAAGAGCAGGUUCUGAAGAUGGAGGAGAAAUUGCAGGGUUUGCAGGAGGAAAAACACCAACUCUUCCUGCAACUUAAAAAAGUUCUCCAUGAAGAGGAGAAGAGGCGAAGAAAAGAACAGAGUGACAUUACAACACUGACCUCAGCCAGUUACCAGCCCAGUAUACCCCUGCACUCAGGGCAGCACCUACUCAGUCUGCAAGGCAGUCCAGUGAGUCAUGGCAGACCUGGAGGUCUGUUGGCAGAGCGUGGUAAACAGUUGUUUCAGACACCUGGCAUCCCUGGCCGUCACUUCUCUGGGCAGCCUGGUUUCACUCCAGGCUCCUCCGAACACGGGCAGUUCUCGGGAAGCCCUGCGGUGCACGAGCCGUAUGCCCAGCAUCCCUCCGGCUACGGCCCGGCCGCAACAGUACCCAUCAGCUUCUCGGGCACUUCCCAGAUCAGAGGUGCCUCAGCUUUCCAGACAAUGCCAUACCUGCCCCAUCAACCACAAAGCUAUGCUGUCCACGGCCACUUCGCGUCCCCGACAGGUUUCAUCCCCAGUGCCAGUAUCCCUCUUCAGAAGCAGCUAGAACAUGCCAAUCAGCAGUCUGGCUUCACCGACUCGGGUGCUCUUAGGCCCAUUCAUGCUCAGGCUCUACAUGUAAGUGCCACAGGACUGCUGCCUACACCUUCAAUGGCUGUUCAGAUUUCCACAGCAAAGGCCCCCUUUCCGAGCUCUGCUCAGCCAGCUUCCCGUCAUACCUACCUUUCCCACCCUCAAGCUGGACAGAGAUUCUACCACCAUAGCAAGUAAUCAAGGUCAUGAAAACCAAGACACCAUCAAGAUGCUGUGGAUGUUGCAAAAGUCCCAAACAACUUGGCUGUGUUGUAGCAAAGAACGGUUACGACUUCAGUGAUGCAUCGUUCAACCAGUGGGCAGUGUACUGGAAAACAUCAUUUGGAUUUGGAUAUACUCUAACAUGCUAUAAAUUAGAAUUUCAUCCUGUGGCAUUUAAAAGAUGUGUAACCUAUGAACAAUGUUACAACUUCAGAGAAAAGACUUUUAAAGGAAAGUUCUUACCAGUUUACAUUUUACGUCAUGUAUUAUAAGCAGGCAGUGGUGACAUGACUGGACCCAGAGAAAAUUUUACAUUUACAUAUACCUUUAUUGCCCUUUUAAGGAAGUUCAUGGCCUCAUUUUUGUUUACACUUGUUACAAAAAACAAACAUUUUACAGUCAGAAUUGCUUGAUGGCAGUUGCUGGAUUUGCGUUACAUUGGUAAGGUGUGGUGUGUGUGUUUUUUUUUUUAAUUUUCAUAAUGACAUUUUCAGUGUAAAUUGCCCAUCUUUGCUUGAUCUUUAAUCAGGUCCAGAUUAACUUUGAUGGAAAGAAGUAAAGUGUUUUGUUUUUGUUUUGUCCCCAGCCUAACCGGUACUAAACAACUUGAUUCAACCAAUUACAGUAACAUUUAUUGAGUUUAUAAAUGUCUUGCUGGGGUUUUAUACUUAUAAAAACAGGUUCCAUUCUUUUACCCUUGGCAGGCAAAGCUGCACGAAAUACUGGAUUACCAGUUGUGAGGUGUCCAUUCCUCUAUGCAGAACCAAAAUCAAUUAGGCUUGCACUUAUUGCCUGCCCUAAUCUCAUCUCAGAAGGCCUAACUGUUGUAAGACUAAGGGCUAGGCCAACACUUCCCCAUACCCACUCCCAUAGACCUUUCCUUUAGGUUCAUGGUACUUCUAACAGGUGAACCUGUGAUUAAGACUAGAAGAAGCAAUGAGACCAUGUAAAAUGUCCCAGUACAUUGACUAGAAUAUUCCACUGCACUAAACAUCUGUAUCUUGACCUUUGCCAACAAAGCUGCCCCAAAACAUCAAUGACUGACCUAUAUAUUCACAUAUUACAUAUUUGAUGUUGGGUUAUGAUGUGAGUUUCUUAUCUUACACAUAUUUUAUAACAUUCAGAUAACAGACAUGGAUGAAACUGUCUGAUUUUGAGUUCUCUUGCGCUAGCACUAACUUUGUUGUCCUUGGUUGUUUUGAGAGGCUUUUUUAAACAACCUCUCCAAAGAGCCAGUUAUUGUGAAAGUGGUAAUCAGUGGUUCAUUUUUAGACAUUGUCAGCCUAAGAUGUAACUAAAUGCUGUAGUUCUUGAAUUGUGAGCGUUCUUCGCAGCCCUUGCCAUUUUAGUAGGUCUGUGUGGAAAGCAUUUAACAUCCUCUUCUGAUAAAUUUGGAAUUUGUCCAAAUUAAGGGUUCAUGACUAUCAUAACAGCAGUUUGUAUUAUUUUGUAUUCUCUACAUGUCUUUACUAUGUUCGCGUCCAUCUGUGUCUUGACAUGUACGUCUUUCGCCACAGUAGUGAAUCCUACAUCAAAAGAAACUGGAAGAAGGCUACAGUAUAUUUAAAUUUCCUUACACAUAAAGGAUUCAACUAAGGUUUUAUUUAUCUCUUUGGUGUUGCUUUAAAUUUGACACCUAUGUUUUUGAAGGAAAAAUGGAGGGGCAUAAGCAGUAGGCAUUUCUGCUUAUAUUCUUCAACCAAUAAUUCUAGACACGACAAUCUGUUAGCGAAAAAUGCCCUUCAGACACUGAGCAAAAUAAAGCAAGGUUUAUGGUUUCUUUUUUAAACAUGAGGAUGAGGGCUCCUCUUGCUUUAAUGCAUAUUGUUUAUCACAGUCAUAGAACAAAAAGAGGCUCUGCUCAUUUAAUAUGAAAGGGAAGAGAAAGAGUUUUGACACAAAGUACAGAUGUGACUUUAUGUAAACUGUUCACCUAAGGGCUGGUUCAACAAAUUAAAGUUUUUUUUUGUCCAUAUAAUCAUAUCUGGAGAACAGCCUACUUACUAAGUUUGAUGAUGAUGUGACGAGAUGAUGGUACACUUACCAGCCACUUUAUUAUCUACACCUUCUAGGUAUACAGUUAAGAGUGUAUUACCAGUUUGUUGUCAUGUUUUUGUUAGCCAUCCUCGAGUCCUGUGUUCCUCAAUCUAGUCAAUGGGGUUCAUCAAGAUUCCCAGUA
Electrophorus electricus (electric eel) is the source of this 3374-nucleotide messenger RNA. Its product is annotated as G protein pathway suppressor 2. Gene Ontology annotation, molecular function: transcription coregulator activity. The record is from RefSeq and is a predicted model, not a curated record. Gene Ontology annotation, cellular component: transcription regulator complex. NCBI's taxonomy places the organism in Eukaryota, Metazoa, Chordata, Actinopteri, Gymnotiformes, Gymnotidae. Gene Ontology annotation, biological process: regulation of transcription by RNA polymerase II.